AUGGACUCCAUCUCCUUGAUGGGCAGCAGCCCUUCCAGCACAAAGGCCUCCUUCUUGCCAAAUGGAGUGAAGAAUGGGCCCAGAGAAGGUUCUGGAAAACCCACAGUAGGCAUUAUUGGCUCAGGCGACUUCUCCAAAUGCCUGACGAUCCGCCUUCUACGCAAUGGCUUCCAUGUGGUGGUGGGCAGCCGACAGCCCAAACGGGCGGCUGAGUUUUUUCCCCAUGUGGUGGAUGUGACGCAUCAUGAAGAUGCUGUGGGAAAAGCCAGUAUCAUUUUCCUGGCCAUCCGUAGGGAGCAUUACCCCUCCCUCUGGGACCUCAAGCACCUGCUUGCAGGCAAAGUACUGGUGGACGUCAGCAACAACAGACGGGUCAAUCAGUACCCAGAGUCUAAUGCAGAAUAUCUGGCCUCCCUCUUUCCGGAGUCUUUAGUGGUGAAAGGAUUCAAUGUGAUCUCAGCCUGGGCCAUGCAGUCUGGCCCAAAAGACGCCAGCCGCCAGGUGUACAUCUGCAGUAAUUCCGUUGAGGCUCGUCAGCAGGUCAUAGAAUUGGCUCGACAGCUCAGUUUUAUACCUGUGGAUAUGGGCGCUCUCUCCUCGGCCAAGGAGAUAGAAAACAUGCCUUUGCGUCUCUUCACUGCUUGGAAAGGCCCUGUGCUGACUGCCGUUGCCCUAUCCAUCUUCUUCUUCGCCUACUCUUUCGUUCGGGAUAUUAUCCACCCGUAUGUCAAGAGCAAGCAAAGCUACUUUUACAAGAUCCCCUUGGAGAUGGUGAACCGGACUCUGCCAAUGGUGGCGAUCACACUGCUGGCACUGGUGUACUUGGCAGGACAACUGGCAGCUUCUCAUCAGCUCUUCUAUGGCACCAAGUAUCGACGUUUCCCUCACUGGCUGGAGGGCUGGCUUCAGAGUAGGAAACAGCUGGGCCUGCUGAGUUUCUUCUUUGGCUGUGUCCAUGUCCUCUACAGUCUCUGUCUCCCUAUGAGGAGGUCUGAGAGAUACCUCCUCCUCAACAUGGCCUACCAGCAGGUCCACGCUAAUGUAGAAAACUCAUGGAAUGAGGAAGAGGUCUGGAGGGUAGAGAUGUACAUUUCCUUUGGCAUCAUGAGUCUGGGCCUCCUCUCUCUAUUGGCCGUCACAUCCAUUCCAUCUGUCAACAGCGCCCUCAACUGGCGGGAGUUCAGCUUUAUCCAGUCAACUCUGGGCUACAUUGCUCUGCUCAUUGCCACAUUCCACGCGCUGCUUUUCGGUUGGAAGAGGGCAUUCGAAGAGGAGGCGUAUCGAUUCUACAUGCCCCCUGGCUUUGUGGUAGCGUUGGUGCUCCCGGUCAUGGUAAUUCUGGGGAAAGCACUUUUGCUUCUGCCCUGUGUGGGCAGCAAACUCAAACGUAUCCGCAGGGGCUGGGAGGCCAGUCAAUACCACACUGACCCUGAGAGAUCUGCUGCUCAUGUUUCUCCCGAGAGGGUCACCAUUAUGUAA
Molecule: messenger RNA, 1479 nt
Organism: Chanos chanos (milkfish)
Lineage: Eukaryota; Metazoa; Chordata; Actinopteri; Gonorynchiformes; Chanidae
Product: STEAP family member 2, metalloreductase
Exons: 4
Coding region: 1-1479 (492 amino acids)
Biological process (GO): copper ion import
Cellular component (GO): endosome; plasma membrane
Molecular function (GO): ferric-chelate reductase (NADPH) activity; cupric reductase (NADH) activity
Source: RefSeq, a predicted model, not a curated record